Messenger RNA from Phyllopteryx taeniolatus (common seadragon), 2543 nucleotides. It is a transcript of the gene antxr2a, whose product is annotated as ANTXR cell adhesion molecule 2a. Lineage: Eukaryota; Metazoa; Chordata; Actinopteri; Syngnathiformes; Syngnathidae. The coding region runs from base 273 to 1781 and encodes 502 amino acids. Gene Ontology annotation, cellular component: membrane. The transcript is spliced from 17 exons. Gene Ontology annotation, molecular function: signaling receptor activity. The record is from RefSeq and is a predicted model, not a curated record.
CUGAACGCAUCACAACUUCAGGAGUUCGACUUCGACUUCAAGUUUAGUUGUGUCAUACCGUCACGCCGCUUUUUCUCACAUUUUCCUCCAAAGUGACUUCCACGCGAAUCAUGGAGUUUGUUUGGAGUUUAGCGUGGAUGCUAGUGAGCGAACUCUGAGUCAACAACGAUGACGUCUCAGCGGUAAUUUCCUCUAUUUCACAUGUCGCUGAGGACUUUAAUGUGGUGUUCUGACAUGUAGCUUAUCACUAGCCGUCUGCUUCUUCCACGCAAAUGUCUCGAGAUAAACGUUCGAAAAUGUCCAAAAAGUCGCUUCACAUCUCCCCGGCGAGUCAACUUAUCCCCGGGCAGCAUUGGUGGCGUGUGGCCGCCUUCGCUGUGCUGCUGCUUGGUGUUUUAGCCUCGACGGGCUGGGCGGAGGAAACAUCCUGCCACGGAGCUUACGACCUCUACUUCGUCCUGGACAAGUCGGGAAGCGUCGCUGCCGACUGGUUUGAGAUUUACUCCUUUGUCAGGAAUCUAACUGACAGAUUUGUGAGUCCCAGGAUGCGAGUGUCGUUCAUUGUGUUCUCGGCCCAAGCUCACGUUCUCCUUCCGCUUACCGGGGAUCGGUAUGAGAUCGAAGAAGGCCUGGAGAAGCUGCGUGGCGUCAAUCCAGCUGGCGAGACGUACAUGCACGAAGGCAUCAAAAAGGCCACGGAUCAGAUCCAGGAGCAGACCAUCAAGUCGUCCAGCAUCAUCCUGGCACUGACGGACGGGAAGCUGGAAGUGUUUGUUCACGAGCUCACCGUCAAACAGGCGGAGGAAGCAAGGAAGUACGGCGCUCGUGUCUACUGCGUGGGCAUCAAGGACUUUGACGAGCAGCAGCUCGCCGACAUCGCUGACACCAGGGACCAGGUGUUUCCCGUCAAAGAUGGCUUCCACGCGCUCAAAGGGAUCGUUAAUUCCAUAUUGAAAAGAUCCUGUACAGAGAUCCUGAGUGUGGAGCCCUCAAGUGUCUGUGUCAAUGAGUCCUUCGACAUUGUGCUGCGCGGGAAUGGCUUCGCCCUGGGCCGCAGCAGCGAGAGUGUGGUGUGCAGCUUCAUCGUGGACCAGCAAACCUUCAAUCACAAGCCAAGCGCCGUGCGUAACGACUACCUGCUCUGUCCUGCACCCAAGCUCUACGACGUGGGACAGACCAUGGAUGUACUCAUCAGCUUGAACAAUGGCAAGUCGUUCAUCUCCAGUGCGUACACCAUCACCGCAUCUACUUGUUCCAACGGUCUGGUGGUGGCCAUCGUGUUCCUGGUGCUUCUUGCUCUGGUGGCUCUGGCCCUCAUGUGGUGGUUCUGGCCCCUAUGUUGCACUGUGGUCAUCAAAGACCCACCGCCACCACCACGCCCAUCAAGACCUCCACCACCUGAGCCCGAGCCAGUGGGCAAGAAGAAAUGGCCGACUGUGGAUGCAUCUUACUAUGGAGGACGAGGAGCGGGAGGCAUUAAACGCAUGGAGGUGCGCUGGGGUGAGAAGGGUUCCACAGAAGAGGGCGGCCGUUUGGAAAAAGCCAAGAACGCUAUAGUGUCCAUGCCAGAGGAUGCCGAGGAGCCUAUGGUGAAGCGGCCCACUCCCAAACCCGAUGCCUCCUCCUUCCACCACAGGGACAACAAGUGGUACACGCCCAUUAAGGGUCGCCUGGACGCUUUGUGGGCUUUAUUGCGACGGCAGUACGAUCGAGUAUCCCUCAUGCGGCCCACCUCUGCUGAUAAGGGUCGCUGCGUAAAUUUCAACCGCGUUCGGCGUUAGAAGAUGACGACGACAUCGCCAGAGGCUCGCCGCCAUGGACCAGAGAAGAAUUUCAGACUUUUUUUUUCGAUAUUUAUGUUUACUCUUACUUUUUUCCCGGCGCUUUUUGUCAAUAUUAUCCCACAAUCAUUCCGGGACCCUGAACACAUCACAAGCAUAUUGAAGGAAAAACAAAAGACUCUGUCAGAACAAUUCCAGUGGGGGGAGUGGGGGCCCUCCCGACAAUCCCGACCGUCUUCCUCUCGGCGACGUCUCGUCAACGUGGAACUCGCCCACCCACCGGCGUCCCUUUUUUGUUUUGUUUUUUCUUUUUUUCACGCGUGACGGUCGGCGGGCAGGACGGACGCCCCCGAGGUUUAUUCGGACCCCGGCAAGCCUGCCCUUCCCGAGACACCUUCCCGUCCGGCGUCAGGGAAUUAAUAGAGCGUAUCUCCACCACACGAAGCGAGCGGCCAUACCCGUCUCAUUAUUUGUAUUAGUUUUGUCUAUCAUCCAAAACUAAUUUCACUUCAUAUAAAAUAAAUUAAUAAUGCACUUUGUACAUAUUUUGCUUUUUUUGUUUUUAAAUAUUUUAGCCACCAAAGAUGAAAUACUGAAUGUUUUUUGUAUUCGCUUUGGCACAUUCAGCUAAUGCAGCUUACACAUAAUUUAAAUGCCAUUCAAAUGAGCAUUCGCUGUUGUUUUAUGACAUUAACAGCAUUUAAAAAUUUUUUACGGUUUUGUCAUAAAAAUAUUUUCAAAAUAAAUAGGCUUAUUUACUUA